Messenger RNA from Oncorhynchus nerka (sockeye salmon), 1708 nucleotides. RefSeq lists its product as uncharacterized. The transcript has 8 exons. Gene Ontology annotation, cellular component: nucleus. The record is from RefSeq and is a predicted model, not a curated record. Lineage: Eukaryota; Metazoa; Chordata; Actinopteri; Salmoniformes; Salmonidae. The coding region runs from base 225 to 1034 and encodes 269 amino acids.
GGGCCUGUUGCACAAAAGUAGAAUUAAGACAUCCGGGAUAAAUGACUCAGCUGAGCUCAAUGAAGCCAAAACAUGUGCGUCCAGGCUUAAUUGGUUGCACAAAGACCAAGCCAGGAUGAGCAGACACGGAUUCAUUAAACCAGGUGAAACCAAUCCUGGAUAGGUGCGCGCUCACGGCUCACUCAAAUAGACCCCGCCACAGAUCACAGAUUAACUGAUUUACCAUGGCAACUAGAGCCGCGUACUUUUCCCCGUCGGAAGCACAAAUCCUCAUGGAGGCAUACGAGGAGGUAAAAGAUAUAAUUAAGAAGAAAGGCAACACCGCCACAGUGAUAAAGCGAAGAGAAAAAGCGUGGCAAAGUAUUGCAGACCGCCUGAAUGCAUUAAACAUGAACGGGCCAAAACGGACAUGGCAGCAGGUCAAAAUCAAAUACAAGAACAUUCUGCAGAAUGCAGUGAAAAAGAAUACCCACAGACAAGGCACGGGUUGUGGGUCACCAAAGGCUGACCUUACCCCAGCAGAGGACAUGGCCUUGGAGCUAAAUAAAGGCAGGCCCGUCUUAGAGGGGAUCCCUGGGGGGAAAGAGACGAGCAUAGGUUCCUCCCAAGAUGCCACCCGCUUCAUUCAAGUGCCUGGCAGCACUGUGUUCCUGUUAGAGCCACCAGCACAAGCACCAGACGAUGCUGAUCCAGGUGAAGGCCCCAGUGCAGCAGCAACAGCACAUGAUGGAGACGAUGAUGAUGAGGAGGAGACCAUCUCUCUGGAUUCCAGAAGGCAUGAGGACCCAGAUGCUAUACAGUGGGAAAACCAGCCUGGCAACAUAAGCUCACAAGCUAUCAGAAAGUUGUAUGGCAACCACCUCCGGCGCCAAAUAGAACUGGCAGACAUAGACAUUCAGUACAAGAAGAAAAAGAUGGAAAAUCUUGCACUGGAGUCCGAAAUAAAAAAGAGGACAAUUAGGAAACUGGACCUUGAAAUAAAAAAACUUGAGAGGGAGCUCCAAGAAGAUGACACAGCUCAAAAUAAAAAUUAGGUAUAUUCUCGUAAAGUCAAGUGAGCCAUGACAUAUGAGCUCUUAUUGUGAGCACACAGGACGGUGGCAUCUUUCUAAGGUUUUUUUUUAUUUUCCCAGCAAUCAGUACAACCAAGUCAUCGUUAUAAGGCAUCGCCCUCUUUUGCCCACCCCCAGCACCAGGUGUGGCCACUAGCCUAUAUGAAGGCCCAAAAUUGUGUGUUCCUUUCUGCUCUGACAAUGGCAUGCCCAUUCGUGCGAGAUGUGGUGGAUGAAGAAGCACUUGUGCUGAGGAGAGCCUUCAGGCGAGAAAGGGUCUUCAGGGACCGGUUGGACCCACUGGCCUUCCCUGAUGACCAUCUAUAUGAAAGAUACAGGUUUUCUGCAGAUGGCAUCAGGUAUCUAUGCAGACUACUGGGUCCCAGGAUUAAGCACCGCACUGCACGGAGCCAUGCACUGAGUGUGGAGCAAAUGGUUUGUGUGGCCUUGCGCUUUUUUGCUAGUGGAGCCUUCCUGUACUCAGUGGGGGAUGCAGAACAGCUGAACAAGGCCACAAUUUGCCGCACAAUAAGGAGUGUGUGUCUGGCUAUCAAAGCAUUAGCAGAUGUCUUCAUCUCCUUCCCUGGCCACAGAAGACUCUGUGACAUCAAAGAGGAGUUCUAUAGGAUUGCAGGUAAGAGGAUCUACAAAUUACA